Messenger RNA from Pedinophyceae sp. YPF-701, 414 nucleotides. The record is from the annotation of a GenBank genome assembly. Lineage: Eukaryota; Viridiplantae; Chlorophyta; Pedinophyceae.
AUGCAGGCGAAGACUCUGGCCAACUCCGCGUUCACGGGCGCCCAGCUCCGGGCGAGCGCCCCUCGCAAGGCCUCGGCCCCGGUGGCGCGCUCGCGCCAGGUCACCCGCGCCCUGUCGGACACGAACCUGCUCAUUUCGGGCGCGACGGCUGCCAUGCUGGGCCUCGGGCGCUUCAUCGUCCUCCCGUACCAGCGCCGCCAGGUCUCGAAGGCCGGCCUCCCGAAGCAGAACGGCAAGACCUACAUCGAGGCUGGCGACCGCCUGGCGCAGCAGGCGUCCUUCGUGGGCUCCUCGAACGACCCCGCCGGCUUCACCAUCGUCGACGUGAUGGCGUGGGGCGCGCUGGGCCACGUGUUCGGCUACGCCCUGCUCGCGGCUGCCAGCAACACCUACAACGGGCCGUUCGGCCAGUAA